ACCAUGCGGAACCCGAGCGUUAUUUUCGCUUGAGAAAAAUUGCCUCAUUUCUUCACCCUACUACUUAUGUCGAAGAAUAUAAAAUGGUUUUGGGCCUAUGAAGAUCCAGUUCACCUUCAAACAGUGUCUUCAAUACAACACCAAAAAAUGAAAACUUUGAUUGCUUUCUUCGCUCUUGUAGCCCUCACCCUUGCCUUCCCAGGAGGUCAUGAAGGUGGUGGGGACAAAGCCACUGAAGUCAUUCAUGGACACCCAGUGGUGACUGGUGUCUUCAAGAACCCUGGCAUUGGAUAUUACAACAACUACGCCCCUAAAAUCGAAGGUCCAGUCAAGCACCGAGGACAGGGUCCCCAUAUCGAAAAAGAAGAACAUCAUUAGAGUUUUGCUGAUAACAUAACGUACCUUCUUCUCUGCUUGUUAAGUUUCUUGUUGUGAUGAUCUUAGGUUUAAUAAAUUAUUUUUUUUAAGUA
Messenger RNA from Dendroctonus ponderosae (mountain pine beetle), 470 nucleotides. RefSeq lists its product as uncharacterized. The transcript has 2 exons. The record is from RefSeq and is a predicted model, not a curated record. NCBI's taxonomy places the organism in Eukaryota, Metazoa, Arthropoda, Insecta, Coleoptera, Curculionidae. Bases 67 to 378 code for a protein of 103 amino acids.